AUGCAGCAGACGAAGUCCGGUGGCGGAGCCACCAUGCAACGCAGUGAAAGCAUGCAGCUGAAGGAGAGGAAGGUGAGGGAUUUGAUGGUGGAUAAGAGAAGGCUGGUGGAGGUGCCGUACACGGCGUCUCUGGCUCACACCAUGAAUACACUGGUGGCGAACAAGGUGGUGGCGGUGCCGGUGGCUGCGCCGCCAGGGCAAUGGAUCGGAGCUGGUGGGUCCAUGAUCGUGGAGUCAGAUAAACAAACCGGGGCCGUACGGAAGCAUUACAUAGGGAUGGUGACAAUGCUUGACAUCGUGGCCCACAUAGCUGGUGAUGACCACAUGAACGGUGGUGAUGAAGAUGUGACCAAAGAUCUUGAUCAAAGGAUGUCUGUCUCUGUCUCUUCCAUCAUUGGUCACUCCUUUGAAGGCCUUAGCUUGUGGACUCUCAAUCCCAAUACCAGCCUGUUAGAUUGUAUGGAAGUGUUUAGCAAAGGGGUGCAUCGUGCUAUGGUUCCAGUUGACAGCCAGAUAGAGAACGUGUCAGCUGGGGUGGAACUUGUAGAGUCUGCUUCAAGCUACCAAAUGCUCACUCAAAUGGAUGUGCUAAGGUUCUUGAAAGAACAUGCUGCUGAACUACAAAGCAUCGUGGCAUGCUCAGUUCAAGAUUUAGGGGCUGACACUGAAAAAAUUUAUGCCAUCACUGAACGCACAAGACUUGUAGAUGCCAUUAAGUGCUUAAAGUCUGCUAUGUUAAAUGCUGUUCCUAUUGUUUUAGCCUCUGAUAUCAGUGAAGAUGAUCACAAGCAGCUUAUAAACGGAAGAUGCAGGAAGCUUGUAGGUACAUUUUCAGCAACUGAUUCAAGAGGAUGUUACUUAGCCACACUGAAAUCAUGGUUGGGAAUAAGUGCACUGUCAUUCACUGAAGAAAUUGCAGCUAGUCCUUUGUACACAGCAGACACACAGAAUCUAGGUACUACCUCUAAUAGGGAACUUGUGACCUGCUAUGCUGAAUCACCUUUGUCUGAGGUAAUUGACAAGGCAGUCACUAAGCAUGUUCAUCGAGUUUGGGUGGUGGAUCACGAGGGUUUGCUCGUUGGGAUUGUGUCUCUCACAGAUGUUAUUAGAGUUAUAAGGCGUUCUCUGCUAUCAGAUUCAGAUGAUCAGUGA
Molecule: messenger RNA, 1152 nt
Organism: Gastrolobium bilobum
Lineage: Eukaryota; Viridiplantae; Streptophyta; Magnoliopsida; Fabales; Fabaceae
Product: SNF1-related protein kinase regulatory subunit gamma-like PV42a
Exons: 3
Coding region: 1-1152 (383 amino acids)
Source: RefSeq, a predicted model, not a curated record